AUGGCGUCCAUGGUGAGUUUCAGGUCGUGGGUGGGGUGUGCGGGUAAUGAAAUCACAGACUGCGUUAUUGGGAAUGAAGCUGAGCCGCGUUACUGUACACCUAAGUAG
Molecule: messenger RNA, 108 nt
Organism: Chondrus crispus (carragheen)
Lineage: Eukaryota; Rhodophyta; Florideophyceae; Gigartinales; Gigartinaceae
Exons: 1
Coding region: 1-108 (35 amino acids)
Source: RefSeq, a predicted model, not a curated record